CCUAUAUAAAGCUUCCACAUAACAAUUUUGGAUCACCUGCGACAUCAAACAUGCAGCUCUUAGAUCUAUCUCUGGAGAUCUUCAAGAUUGUGGUCGGGUUUACAGUGCGUGAGCUAGGAUUGAAAGAGUCGAUGAAAGCCCGUCUUACAUGUCGUACGUAUAUUUUAUUCGACUGCAAAUAUCACUUUCGCAACAUUCCGUUGAGCUAACCACCUAUGCGUCGUAGGCAUUCUUGCAGAUCGCAUUCUCGAUGCCGUGAUCAAAAAUGGGGUUAUUGAGGAGGUUGCGUCGCGACAUGUAAGGCGAAUGCGAAUCAGUUACCACUACGAUGUGAUCGCCCGAUAUCUUUAUCAUCGAGUUUGCACAGACGACCCUGUUACCCAUGCUUGGAUAAUGACUAUUCGGGAAACAUGCCGUACGCUUGCUCAGCAUACCAACUCAGAGAAGAAUACCGAGCGAGUGAAGCUACUCCAGAGGAGUGCUUGCUUGUGUCUGGCCGUGAAUGCAGGAUCCAGCGUAUUUGAAAUAUUGAACGGGAACGAAAAAGACGACAGGAAGGAAUUCGAGGGUGAGGUUUCGGCCAACUGUUUCGCUAUAGCUGCAUGGCUGGGCGAUAUGACGCUGGUAGAGUCAUUUAGUCAGGAAAUGGAUCCCGAUCCACGAUCAUUCUUUGGAAGACCCUCAUGGGCAGCGGCUGCUCAGGGUCACGUCCACAUUUCACAAUUCUUACUAAAUAGAGGCGCGCUACCCUACAACCCCAAGUUCUCUGAAGGCUUCGAUUUCCAACUUUCCAAGAGUCCCCUUGGUGUGGCGGCAUAUAUGGGCCAUGAAAACAUCACCCGACUUUAUUUACAACCGCCACAUUACUGCCCGGAGGUCCGCAGGGAGGAGGUAACUGCUAUCGGAUAUGCUGGGCAAGGUAAUCAGCCUGCUACGCUCACAUGUCUUGUGGAACACUACAAAUCGAUCUCAACAUCGCUUGAAUAUCUCGACGCCAUCGAUGGUGCUCUUGUUUGGAGCUGCAGGAGGGGGGCUGCUAAAUCUGUUCGAAUACUCCUAGACCUCGGCGCAGACGUGAACGAGUCUGACCAGGGUCCACGGUCGUGUUUGCAGUUAGCUGCAGUUGCUGGCGAUACGCAAGUGGUCAAAAUGCUGCUCAUCGCAGGGGCUUCGCUGGAGCCUGGGAGCUGGAUACAUCGUCGUACAUCUACAAGAUCCGUACAGAAGAGGCGUCGAAUGAGUGCCUUGGCGGAGGCAAGAGCCAGAGAUAAUCAUGAGAUUACAAGACUUCUAAACAAUGCUUCGAGAGCUGAGUAGUGGAGCCUCGUUGGGUACCGUACAUAGAGCCAUGGUUUGCGCACCUCGUAAUUUCAGCAAGUCUUUCUGGGAUCAACAUACAACAUUUCAAAUUACAGAUCAACCUCGAUAUAUCUUCUACAGAUCAACCUCGAUAUAUCUUCUAUAUGCAAAUCAAGUAUUCAGCUAUUGGGGGAAUGUAGAUAUAUAGAGAGCGGUUUUUCUAAUUCAUUGAAGGUCUUAGAUCGCCCCAGAUCUGCAAACAGCAAAAUGUGCGUUGAUUG
Molecule: messenger RNA, 1580 nt
Organism: Hymenoscyphus albidus
Lineage: Eukaryota; Fungi; Ascomycota; Leotiomycetes; Helotiales; Helotiaceae
Source: the annotation of a GenBank genome assembly